UAGUAACUUAGGACCCUAUGGUUAAACCUAAUCAGGCAUGUUUUCACUUUGAUAAGGCCAAUACGUUUUGUCCUAGUUAAUUUAUUUAUUUCCUAGUUAAUUAAUUAUUUAAAAUAUGGACGAGCAGCAAUUUAAAGAAUGGGUCAUGAACGAGCUAUCAUCACUACUGACAUUUGUUGUUACAGAAGAUGUUGUCAACAAUAUAUGCUUGAUCGAGUCAGCCAGAGAUCUUGAGGUGCACCUAGCAUCAUUGUUGGACCUAACAAACCCGAACCACAAGAACUUUGUUCAGAAUCUACUUGCAAAACGCCAGUCAUUAAUAUCACGAGGUUAUAAAAAGAAAGAGUAUGACAACUAUUUACAAACAUGUAAGGCGACAGACAAAAGUAAAAAAAAAGGUGUCAAGCAGAAACAGGAGAAAAAAACACAAGAAACUUCUCAAGACAUAGAACAGAAGACCAAAGAUAAGAAGACAAAGUUUGUAAAUUUCUUUUCCCAUGAUAAUGUUGUCCUUUUACAAGGUCGUCACUUGUGCAACUGUCAGGCCUCGAAGCAUUCUCUCAUUAACAACUGCUUGAAAUGCGGCAGGAUAGUUUGCGAGCAAGAGGGUCCAGGUCCUUGCAUGUUCUGUUCCAAAAUGGUCUAUCGUAGAGGCGAGAACUCCAACAACAACACACUAUCUGAUAAGUCGUUAGAAGGCGCAUUGGAACUUAGGGACAGACUUCUAGAAUAUGACAAAUCUAGUGAGCAGAGGACAAAAGUCAUUGAUGAUGAAAGCGACUAUUUUUCAACAAAUUCAGUCUGGCUCCCGAAGGAGAUGAGGGAGGAACUUAAGAGGAAAGAAGAGGAACUGCAAGCGCUAAAACAUUCCAGGGCCAAACAUUUGAUUCUUGAUUUCACUGGCCGCUGCAUUGUCGAUGAUGACUUUAGGACUUUGAACAAGGAGAACAGCAUUCUGGAAGAAUUAUCUGGCAUGAUGCACAGUAUGAAUGUGAAAGACGUACCAAAUGAUAAUUUAGACCCAAAAUCCACCGAGUAUAUCGAACCGAUUUACUUACCAACUUCUCAGAAAGAAUUGAUAGGAACUUGUUGGCAUGCUUCAUCAGGUAGAGUCCAGGACAAAGAAGUCUUGGAGAUGUCAGACUUGGGUGUUUGCUUGAGCAUGCACCAACCCUGGGCCACACUUCUCGUAGCUGGCAUAAAAAAACAUGAAGGACGUUCUUGGUACACCUCGCACAGAGGCCGACUUUGGAUUGCAGCUGCAGGUAAACAGCCUACAAAAGAAGACAUCGAAGAGGUCCAAGACCAAUACAGAAAGCUUAGAGGAGAUAAUGUCAAAUUUCCAUCAAAGUAUCCAGUAGGUUGCCUUCUCGGAUUUGUAAAUGUCGUAAACUGCCUUGCACAAGAAGAAUAUAGGGAACAUUUCCCAUACGGGGAAUCUGAUGAGCCAUUUGUAUUCAUAUGUGAGAAUCCAACACCAUCGCCAGUACUUUUUCCAAUGAAAGGGAAACACAAAAUAUACAAAUUGGACACAAAGAUACAUCAAGCAGCUGCACAGUGUAUACAGAGGCUGGCUAAUAAGUAGAAUAAAAAAAAUUCAUAAUAAACAAUAAUUAUUUAA
This is a messenger RNA of Cimex lectularius (bed bug), 1621 nucleotides long. Its product is annotated as activating signal cointegrator 1. Gene Ontology annotation, cellular component: nucleus. The transcript is spliced from 12 exons. The record is from RefSeq and is a predicted model, not a curated record. Bases 116 to 1585 code for a protein of 489 amino acids. Gene Ontology annotation, molecular function: zinc ion binding; transcription coactivator activity. NCBI's taxonomy places the organism in Eukaryota, Metazoa, Arthropoda, Insecta, Hemiptera, Cimicidae. Gene Ontology annotation, biological process: positive regulation of DNA-templated transcription.